Messenger RNA from Ixodes scapularis (black-legged tick), 2744 nucleotides. RefSeq names its product cardioacceleratory peptide receptor. Gene Ontology annotation, molecular function: G protein-coupled receptor activity. Gene Ontology annotation, biological process: G protein-coupled receptor signaling pathway. NCBI's taxonomy places the organism in Eukaryota, Metazoa, Arthropoda, Arachnida, Ixodida, Ixodidae. The record is from RefSeq and is a predicted model, not a curated record. The transcript has 5 exons. Gene Ontology annotation, cellular component: membrane. The coding region runs from base 148 to 1401 and encodes 417 amino acids.
AGGCGGUGAGGGCGGCAGCUCUCUUCGUUGUCGCCGCGAACAUCUGUCACCAAGAAGCCAUGUCCGCAGCCACCUCUAAACCUAUCAUGAAGGCGAGUCUCCCACCUGCCUGCACUCCGGAUUCCUCGGGGCUUGGCUAAGAUCUCAAUGGCCGACUGCGUCCAGCGCGGCCUGGGCGGCGUGCCGGCGGGCGUCCCCUCCUCCACGGGCUCGUCCUCUCUUAACGGAACCCGGGUCUACCCGGACGGCGUGGUGUGGGAUGGGCCGCUGAUACAGCGCGUGGCAACGCUGUCCGUCAUCAUGCUCUUCACGCUGGUCGGCAACUCGACUGUCCUGGUGGUCCUGUCCAGGCCCCGCGUCGCCAAGAGGGCCUCACGGGUCAACCUCUUCAUCUUCAACCUGGCGCUGGGGGACCUCGCCGUCUGCCUCUUCACGCAGUCCUCCGAGAUGCUCUUCGAGGUAGGUCUUCGGCAGCUGGGUGCUGGGCGGUGUGGCCUGCAAGGUCAUCGUGUACCUGCAGAUCGUGACCCUGGCCUCGACCACGUUCAUCCUGACCUCGAUGAGCUACGACCGGUACAUGGCCAUCUGCAAGCCCCUCGAGUCCAGGUCGGGCCUCAGGCGGGCCCGCUGCAUGGUCGCCGCCUCCUGGGCCAUGGCCUUCGUCUUUGCCACUCCGCAGCUCUUCAUCUUCGUCCAGGUUCAGACGGGCGUGACGGCGUCCGGUCGGCCCCACCUGGAGUGCCUGAGCGUGGGCUACACGCACCACUGGCAGCGGCAGCUCUACUUCAGCUGGCUCACACUCUACAUCCUGGUCGUGCCGGGCCUGCUCAUCUCCGCCUUCUACCUGAGCCUGCUGAGGGCCGUGUGGGCGGCAUCCGACGCCAUCGCGGUCAUGCCGGCCAAGGACAGUGGCAACGGGGCUAUGGCGCUACGGCGCUGUACCCGGGCAGAACCCUUACUGUCGCGUGCGCGAGCCAAGACGCUCAAACUGACGGUCUGCAUCAUCGCCAGCUUCGUGCUCUGCUGGAUCCCGUACUUCGCCGUCCACAACGUCCGCAUCCACAGUCACUACUGCAUCAAGGUCCCCCGGGCGGUCAUCGUGUUCGCCGAGACGCUGGCCCUGCUCAACAGCGCCGUCAACCCGGUCUUCUACGGCCUCUUCAACUCCCACAUCCGUCGCGGACUGCGGGACAUCAUUCGAGCUUGCAGAAGACGCAGCGACCUUGGGCCAGAGCGCGAGUCCACGAUGCGCAAGGGAGGCAACGCCUUCACCACGUCAACGUGUGCUCUCGAAGCGUCCUCGGGCGACUGCUUUCCCGGGCAGCCCUUGAAGACAAUGGGCUCCAUCGGUGCGGGAAAGUUGAUCACCAACGGGGACAUUGCUGUGGUCUGAAAGUAUAGGUCACAAGGACGCCAUUUGGAUGGGGCCGUAUCAACCGGUGUCGUCACAAUCACGUGCACUGCUGUCGAAACGAAGAUGAAGACGUGUUCCAACCGUUCCUGUGUCGUGAAUUAUGCUCAUGACAUUCAACAAGCCGGAUCUGGAACAUGACCUGCGUCGGUCUGAGUGACGGCCCUUACGUGGGUCGGUUCAAACUGACUUUUGAUCUAAGGCCAAGGUGGGCUUUUGGGGAUACUAGGUGGUUGUGUAAUUAAUAUUUAGUCCCAGUGUUUACAUUCGGUGUGUGAUUGGAAAACUUGGCGAGUAAAAAACAAAACAACUCUAUUUCAAUGGAGGCCAGAGGAACUAUGGCCUUUUUAGUUUAUUUUGCUGCCUAUUGUACCCAGGUCGUCGAAAUCCUACAUGCCUGAAAGACGGCAUUUCCCUAUUGUGUUUUAGGGCGCUGCAAUGAAUUAGCCUGCCCCCUAUUUGCCGUCCGGGUUCGGUUCGAGAGAGCAAGAGUAAAUGUGUUUUAUUUGUGGUAAACGAAGACAUCUCUUUGAAUCAGUUAAAUUUUAAUUUCAGCUGCUCAGGAAUUUUAAGUCAUUGGAAGUGGGAAAACCUCAAACAUACCGGCCUGUCUUCGGUUCGUUUCAUGGUUCUCCUGGCACUGCAUCGGUGGUGUGAGUAAAAUAACAGGACAGAAAAGGAACUCAUACAUGCACUCAGCGACGUCGUUGAUGAGUAUCAGUGAAUCCUUAUAUGCCACAGUCCUGCAUCCGUCUUUGAGCCUCGCUCUCUUACGUCAAAAAGGUGUGUGCAGAAAAUGCAGCCGAAACAAGCGGUAACUUUAUUAAAUUUACUUAAUUCUUGGUUUAAUAAGCUCUGGUUAAUUCAGACACUUAUUCCGUACAAUAUCUUUGAUUCGGAAGAUUAGUCUCGUAUCACCAGAAUAGUUGUGAAUCGUAUCAAAUAGCUUUAAUGACCCGUCCAAAAUACGGAUUGAUCGAUUUUCUUGUGUUAAAACUAAUUCAUUGUGUUGCCAUAAACAUAACACGAUUUGCAGUUAUUUUUGUAGUGUUUCGCAGAGGGUAAUAACUUUUUUUAUGAACCCUGAAUUAAUGGUGUAACUAGUGUGAGUUUCCCGCCGUAUGUAGCAAUUCGUGUGAUGGAAGAAGAAAUUGAUAUCUUGGUUCAAAGCAGCGCGACCAAACAAGGACAAAGUAAAGACGAGACAGACGACAGACGACGUCUUCGCUUUAUCCUUGUUUUGUCGCGCUGUUUCAAACCCGUAUGCUCAUCAACCAACUAACCAUAACGUACAUUUUAAGAAAUUAAUAAAAAAAGGCUCAAGAUAAUAUAA